Messenger RNA from Anopheles coustani, 1208 nucleotides. RefSeq names its product elongin-C (gene EloC). Gene Ontology annotation, cellular component: elongin complex. The record is from RefSeq and is a predicted model, not a curated record. The transcript has 3 exons. Gene Ontology annotation, molecular function: protein-macromolecule adaptor activity. Gene Ontology annotation, biological process: ubiquitin-dependent protein catabolic process. Lineage: Eukaryota; Metazoa; Arthropoda; Insecta; Diptera; Culicidae. The coding region runs from base 213 to 560 and encodes 115 amino acids.
UAUUGUACUUUUCAAGCGUGCCUACUCUUACAAACUGUGUGUCAGAGGCUCUGCUUACUACCGUGUCCCCGAAUACUACGUUCGGAAAAGUGGUGUUGAUUACCGGAACAAUUUGGGUCGGAUAACUGCCUGCAUUUAAGCAAACUAGCCACAAGCCUUCUAACGGCAGCACUAAGCUGUGAUCUCACACCAGAGGAAAAAAGUGAAAUACAAUGGAGGAGCGUACCGGAACGGAACGAGUCUACGGUGGCUGCGAAGGACCCGAUGCCAUGUAUGUGAAGCUUAUCUCGUCCGACGGCCACGAGUUUAUCGUGAAACGGGAACAUGCACUCACCUCCGGCACGAUCAAAGCGAUGCUUUCGGGACCCGGCCAGUUUGCCGAAAAUGAAGCCAAUGAAGUAAACUUCCGAGAAAUCCCGUCACACGUUCUUGAAAAAGUAUGCAUGUACUUCACGUACAAGGUACGCUACACAAACAGCUCUACAGAAAUACCGGAAUUUCCAAUUGCACCCGAGAUCGCUCUAGAACUGCUGAUGGCCGCCAAUUUCCUCGACUGUUAGAGCAUGCACGGGAUAUGAAUCACUCCAUCUCUCGUUGGAGGAAAAACCCCCGAAAACGGGAGUAAAAAACAUUUUCUUUGUACAAUAGUGGGCCAGAACCUUCCGAUCAUCAGCAAAAUUAAUUCACCUUAGGAAGGCUUUCACUAUCGUAGGAAACAAAGAAAACUUCUGGGCAAAACAGAUCACCCAAGCCUUUUGGUAGUUCGUAAUGAAAAAAGAGAAUGCAGAACGAGUGCGGUCGUGAGCAGAUACGAUCCGGAACCGUGUCUCUAAGUAGGCGACGGUAGCCAUUUUUGUUUCUUGUUUUUCUACAAUACUCCUUCAUCGUAGCAGCCGGUGAUUCUAGGUCAAUCAUACUCCCGGGAUAUAGCUAUGGGCAACCCUUUUUUUGUUCUUUACGGUGUUGGUAUUUAUAGUGUGCGGAUUGUGGGAUGGUUAUUAACGUAAUUUCAAAACCCUACCGUUUAUUUCAAAACUAUUGGCAAAGGAAUGGCUGGCAGGUGACACUGGUAUUGAAAUAUUUGCUCCCGAAUUAGUGUAUCGAAUUACCUUGUUUGUAGUGAUUAUUAUUUUGUUUUUGUACUGCAAUUUCAAAACAGACUAUGCAAACCGUGUCCGUGACGACGACGACAUUUUAUUUGUUAGUUU